ACGAACGACGAAUCGAUCCGCCGGAAAUUCCUAAACUGCAUCGCUGAGCUACUUGACCACACAAAGGGCGGAAGAUACGUUGCGGCCCCGGCACUACGAGAGAAGGAGAGUUCGGUAGAGAUCGACGUUACAAGCAAUAGCCCAUUCCAACCCAGCGAUGCUGGAAGCGGCCGAGAUGCCGGUGUACACGAAGAGGCGCCGGCGCAUAGUACCCUCUCCAAUCUGCAGGAUUCCUGCUGCCGCCCCCUCCUCGAGGUGACCGUAGCCCGCAGUGCCAGUCGGGUGGACGGGUGGAUAAAGGAGUUUGCGAAGCUCGUUGGCGGCACGUUGAUGCUGCCAGCCGCGGCAAUACCGCCUAUUGACGGAGCGUCUCCGCUCGACCUCUGUCAAGAUGACCAGCUGCCGGCGAUUCUAGAUGUGGUGGUGCGCGAGCUCGCACUCCGGGUCCAGGUUACGCGAACCAGGAAGUUAAAAGCAGCCGACAGGCUGAGCAUUGUCCGGCUGGCCGCCCGAAUCGCCCAAUCGCCUGAUGCGGCUUCGGCCGGCCUGAAGCGGCUUGCCCCCUUGAUGAACGGCAGUAAAGCUGUCAGGCUCUGCCGUCUGAUGGCGAGACCCGACGCCAACCUACGCACGCUCGCCCGCAUCGCCCAGCUCCUUCCGAGCUUCCGCGCAGUCACCUUCAUCCAAGUCACGCCGCCGGCCAGAAUACGGCUCAGCCGCGAGCAGAUGCCCAGCUUUGCAGACGCGUGGGAACGGCUCGGCCUACCCAAGUCUAGCCGGCUCCCCGGGUCCUUGUCCCGCAAACAGUCCCGGUUCCGUAAAGACUGCGCCCGCGCCUUCCCAGUCCACUGUGACGCCCAGCUGCUGCUGCGGUAUGAAGCCGACCCCUCGUUGGCGCCGUCGCUGCCCUAUAUCGGCUGCAGCAAGAGGGCCUGCUUUCUCUGCCACGCCCUACUCUCGGUACUGGCGCUCCAGAUAAAGCUGCGCGGGCACCACGGGCACUGCUAUCCCCUCUGGGGCGUCGGCCUUGCACAGUCCGUGAGCCUGCGCCCUCAGUUCCGCCAGCUGUGCGCCAUGGUUCAUGAGAAGAUUGCCACCCAGCCGUGCAGCCGGAACACCAGGCCCGUGACCAUCGGCAUCCCGCAAUCAUCGGCUGUGUCGGAGCUGAGGUCAGCAGUUGUUGAGGUGCUCCGACAGCAGUCUGACCGUCGCGAGAGCCUCGAGCGGGAAAACCAGGAGUUCCGCGAGAGAAUGCAGAUCUUGUUAGGAAACCUAACCCCGCCCUAG
Messenger RNA from Lasiosphaeria miniovina, 1287 nucleotides. RefSeq lists its product as uncharacterized. The record is from RefSeq and is a predicted model, not a curated record. The annotation marks the transcript as partial. The transcript has 2 exons. Lineage: Eukaryota; Fungi; Ascomycota; Sordariomycetes; Sordariales; Lasiosphaeriaceae.